UUUCAUCCUGCACUCACGAGACACCAAUUUGUACUUUAGUUACAUCUGCGAUUAUAAUUUAAAACGAACGAGACGAAAAUUUUGUGCUAUUUAAAACCCAGCAUUUCUGACUAUUAGCUCACCUAAACAGGAAAUAUUAGUACUUUCCUGAUCCUCUCUCUGACUCCCUCUGAUUCUCCACUUCACUACAUCUUCCAGUCCAAACCCAAUAAGGCAAGCAAGAAACCACUCCCUUUUCUUCGUUAAAUUCUUCCCGCGAGCACAGGCUCUGCCUUGUUCUUGUAAUGGAACUCACAGAAAGGAGUGACUUAAUGGAAGGUUUUGAUUGGGGUUCAGGCAUUUGGGGAAAUGCCUCAGAGAAAACUAGUCAUGGUUUUAUAGUUAAUUCUGGUAUUAUAGAAAGUGGGUUUGCUUCAUCUUCGUCUCUGGUUUUGGAUGACCAGAUAGGUGAGCUCGUGGAGGCUUCUGUCAAAGAACGAAACAAGGGCUUGUCCUCUGAGAGAAGCGUCGCCGCUUUGAAGAAUCAUAGCGAGGCGGAACGUAGGAGAAGAGCAAGGAUCAAUGCUCAUCUUGAUACUCUUCGCACAGUAAUUCCAGGUGCUAACAAGAUGGACAAAGCAUCGUUACUUGCUGAGGUGAUCAGACACUUGAAAGAGCUUAAAGGGAAUGCAGCACAAGCUUGUGAAGGUUUGAUGAUACCAAAGGACAGCGAUGAGAUAAGAGUUGAAGAACAAGAAGGUGGCUCUAAUGGAUUUCCUUAUUCAAUAAAGGCAUCUCUGUGUUGUGAGUAUAAACCUGGGUUAUUGUCUGAUAUAAGACAAGCACUUGACGCUCUUCAUCUGAUGAUAAUGAACGCAGAAAUUGCGACCUUGGGAGGAAGGAUGAAGAAUGCGUUUGUGAUUAUAAGCUGCAAAGAGAACAACAUUGAAGAUUCUGAGUAUAGGCAGUUUCUUGCUGGUUCUGUUCAGCAAGCUCUCAAGUCUGUGGUUGACAGAUUCUCUGCUUCACAAGACCUCUUAGGAAUGAGGAAGAGGAGAAGGAUUUCUGUAUUCAAUUCAUCAUUCUCUGUGGGAGAAUUGUGGUGAGCUUAUUGUAUACAUGGGAGGAAUUUUAGAGUUCCUCGUAAGCAUGAGUUUUCUUUGAGCAAUCGAUUGAUGGAAGAUACUGGUGUCAUGUGCCUUGCUGCCAUGUAAACUUGAUUAUAUAUGCUGAAAUAAUAAGAAAUCUUUCUUCUGCUCUUCCUGACUUGAA
Molecule: messenger RNA, 1251 nt
Organism: Neltuma alba
Lineage: Eukaryota; Viridiplantae; Streptophyta; Magnoliopsida; Fabales; Fabaceae
Product: transcription factor bHLH30-like
Exons: 2
Coding region: 285-1085 (266 amino acids)
Biological process (GO): regulation of DNA-templated transcription
Molecular function (GO): DNA-binding transcription factor activity; protein dimerization activity
Source: RefSeq, a predicted model, not a curated record